Messenger RNA from Labrus bergylta (ballan wrasse), 1729 nucleotides. RefSeq names its product enolase 1b, (alpha) (gene eno1b). Gene Ontology annotation, biological process: glycolytic process. Gene Ontology annotation, cellular component: phosphopyruvate hydratase complex. Gene Ontology annotation, molecular function: phosphopyruvate hydratase activity; magnesium ion binding. The record is from RefSeq and is a predicted model, not a curated record. Lineage: Eukaryota; Metazoa; Chordata; Actinopteri; Labriformes; Labridae.
AGCCUCUUCCUGCCUGGACUGUCCUGCCCUAACUUUAGCGCUUCAGCUUGUCCACGGAAUUGUCCUAUCUUGUCAUCAAAGCAAGGUAGAGGCACCCGUUUACUCUGUCUUUAACUUUGUUACUAAAGGUCCUACACCAUGUCCAUCCUUAAGAUCCACGCCCGAGAGAUCUUUGAUUCUCGUGGAAACCCCACCGUGGAGGUUGAUCUUUACACUGACAAGGGCUUGUUUAGAGCUGCCGUACCAAGUGGUGCAUCCACCGGGAUCUAUGAAGCCCUGGAGCUCCGGGACAAUGAUAAGUCUCGCUACCUUGGGAAAGGAGUUUCAAAGGCUGUAGAAAACAUCAAUUCUACUAUUGCACCCGCACUUGUUGGCCAAGAUGUAUCUGUGGUUGAGCAGGAGAAAAUUGACCAGAUGAUGAUUGAUCUGGAUGGCACAGAGAACAAAUCCAAAUUUGGAGCAAAUGCCAUCCUGGGUGUGUCCCUUGCUAUUUGCAAAGCCGGUGCAGCAGAGAAAGGUGUCCCUCUAUAUCGUCAUAUUGCUGACCUUGCAGGAAACCCAGAUGUCAUCUUGCCUGUGCCAGCCUUCAACGUGAUCAAUGGUGGCUCUCAUGCAGGCAACAAGCUUGCCAUGCAGGAGUUCAUGAUCCUGCCUGCUGGUGCGAGCAGCUUCAAAGAGGCCAUGCGCAUCGGAGCUGAGGUCUACCACAACCUCAAGAACGUAAUUAAGAAGAAAUAUGGUCAGGAUGCCACCAAUGUGGGAGAUGAAGGUGGCUUUGCUCCAAACAUCCUGGAGAACCAGGAAGCUCUGGAGUUGAUAAAGGAGGCGAUAGCCAAAGCUGGAUACACGGAGGAGGUUGUGAUCGGCAUGGAUGUGGCGGCAUCUGAAUUCUAUAGGGAGGGAAAAUACGACCUGGACUUCAAGUCUCCUGAUGACCCGAGCCGUUACAUCACUCCUGAUGAGCUGGCUGAUCUUUACAAGAGCUUUGUGAAGGAUUAUCCAGUGGUUUCCAUUGAGGAUCCAUUUGACCAGGACGACUGGGCAGCCUGGAGCAGCUUCACUGGAAGCACAGACAUCCAGAUUGUGGGAGACGAUCUCACAGUGACCAACCCUACUCGCAUCAGCAAAGCUGUGGAGGAGAAGGCCUGCAACUGUCUGCUGCUAAAGGUCAAUCAGAUUGGCUCCGUCACCGAGUCUAUGAGAGCGUGUAAGAUGGCUCAGGAGAGCGGCUGGGGUGUGAUGGUCAGCCAUCGCUCUGGUGAAACUGAGGACACGUUCAUAGCAGAUUUGGUGGUUGGCCUCUGCACAGGACAGAUCAAGACUGGGGCUCCAUGUCGCUCUGAACGUUUGGCCAAAUACAACCAGAUUCUGAGAAUUGAAGAGGAGCUCGGAGACGAGGCUCGUUUCGCUGGAAAGAAAUUCCGGAACCCACUGGCGCAGUAAAUGAAUAAAGCAUUUCUUCCUACACAUGGAGGAAUUAAUAUGCACAGAUGUAGAAACAACACACUGUUACAAUCAUGGUUAAUGAAGAACUAAUGUCACACUAACUGUGGUACUGAGUAAAAGAAAGAGAACAUACUGUAAUAAGCAACACCUCUACUAUUCUGUUUGUGGAGUAAAACAAUAGACCAGAUUCAAACUUCUGUAUUAUUUAUUUACAAAACUAAUUGAUUAAAAACAAAACUGCACGUAGAUUGAAAGUUAAUAAAAAGUUUUCUUAGAGACAGAA